Messenger RNA from Andrographis paniculata, 551 nucleotides. Its product is annotated as phytosulfokines-like. Bases 93 to 323 code for a protein of 76 amino acids. Gene Ontology annotation, cellular component: extracellular region. Gene Ontology annotation, biological process: cell population proliferation. The record is from RefSeq and is a predicted model, not a curated record. The transcript has 2 exons. Lineage: Eukaryota; Viridiplantae; Streptophyta; Magnoliopsida; Lamiales; Acanthaceae. Gene Ontology annotation, molecular function: growth factor activity.
CCCGCAAACUUCUCAAACAACCAAACUCACAAAUCAUUGCAACAUAAGACACCAUCGAAACAGAUAAGAGCAAAAAAGAAAAAAAAAUAAAAAUGUCUAAACCCACAGGCUUAUUCUUAUUAGCUUUGCUCCUCUUCUUCUCCGUUUGCUCCGCCGGCCGUCGCACGCCCGCCGGCGAUCUCCCCAAAUCUCCGGGUAAUAUUGGGGAAGAAGAUGUUGGAGUGGAAGAAAGCUGCAAAGGAAUUGGGGAAGAUGAGUGCUUGAUGAGGAGAUCACUAAAUGCCCAUCUUGAUUAUAUUUACACCCAAAGCCAUAACCCUUAGAAUAUUUUAAUUUUAAUUUUUAUAUAAUUAUAUAUUUUCAUUUUUAAUUUUAAUUUGAUAAAUUGAACCAUAUGUGAAGUUUAUUCUUAGCUUUUUCUUCUUGGGUUCUCUCUCUCUCUCUCUAGAGCAAGAUCUGAGUAGUUUGCAGCACAGUGAUACUAUAUAUGUAUGUAUGAAUGUAUACAUGAGAUGAUCUUUAACAUCUUUUAAAUUUCUUGAAUUUCUUCA